Molecule: messenger RNA, 2526 nt
Organism: Geosmithia morbida
Lineage: Eukaryota; Fungi; Ascomycota; Sordariomycetes; Hypocreales; Bionectriaceae
Product: ribonuclease Z
Exons: 1
Coding region: 1-2526 (841 amino acids)
Biological process (GO): mitochondrial tRNA 3'-end processing
Cellular component (GO): mitochondrion
Molecular function (GO): 3'-tRNA processing endoribonuclease activity
Source: RefSeq, a predicted model, not a curated record
AUGACCACCGUCGCCCAGCUGGCCACGGUGCCGUCAGCCGACACGCCCCAGACGUGCAUCCACGUCCGUCACGACAAGGGCCACUACAUAUUCGGCCGCAUAGCCGAGGGCACCCAGCGCGCCUUCAACAGCCGCAAGCUGGGCUUCGCCGCCGUGACGCAGAUCUUCCUCUCGGGCCCGGUGGGCUGGGACCAGAUGGGCGGCAUGCCGGGCUUCCUGCUCACCAUAGCCGGGUCAGUAGGCGCCUCCAGGGAGACGCUGGCGGCCACGAAUGCCGAGAGGAAGGAGAAGGGGCUCAAGCUGCUCCCCGUCACCCCGCAUGGAGGGGUCCACAUCCACGCCGGCCACAACAUCGGCCACGUCCUCGCCAGCAGCCGCUCCUACAUCUUCCGACAGCCUAUCCGCGCCCACGUCUCCGAGCACCGCAGCGAUCCGAGAGCCGUCGACCCCUCCAACCUCGAGCCGGACUGGAAGGACGACAUGGUCCGCGUCUGGAAGGUGCCCACCACGCGAGAGCGGUCCAGCAGCCCACCGAAGCGCCGUCGCUCGAGCGACGAUGCCGAGCAGUGUGCAGAGCACCCGGCCGACGGUGGGGCACCGUCCGAUCCCGACGUGGCCAAGAUCAUCGUCGAGCGCGCCCUGUGGAACGGCGACCUCCAGAGCUACCCGUUCGAGGCCCGCAAAGUGGGCGCCCUCAAGCCCGAUGACUCGGCCUUUAUAAUCGAGAACGGCUCCAUCAGGCGAUACACGGUCGGCGGCGCGCAGGACGGGGAGGACCCCGAGGCCACGGCCUGGGUGCUCCCUCCCGACGGAUCCCCGAAACCGCCUCCGGGCGUCGAGACGCGCAGCCUGGGCCGCGUGUCCCUGCCUAAGACGUCGUACACGCAGACAGCCAUGAGCUACAUUGUCAAGACGCACGACCGCAGGGGAAAGUUUGACCGCGCGGCCGCCGAUGCGCUGGGAGUGCAGCGCAACGACUUCAAGAAGCUGAUCGACGGCGCCGAGGUGCAGGGAAAGGACGGCGUCACCGUCACGCCGGACAUGGUGCUCGGCCGGUCGGUCCCGGGACGGGGGCUCAUCGUCGCCGACAUCGCGGGCCCGGACUACCUCGAGUCGUUCAUGCAGAGGCCCGAGUGGUCAUCCGAGGAGCUCAUGUCGGACAUCGCCGUCAUGUACUGGCUCCUGGGCCCCGGGCUGGCGGGCAACGAGCGGAUCCGCAAAUUUAUGGCCGAGCACGCCGGCGUCAAGCACGUCGUGUGCGCACCCGAGACGACGCCCAACAUGGUGUCCAACCCGGGACCGGCGGAGCUGCAGAUGAAGCUGCGGCGCGUGGACCCGGAUCGGUUCCCGAUACCCAAGUACGACAACGCCGUGAGCGCGCCAGCGCCGGGUCCCGACUCCAACAUCGAGUUCGGCCGCGCGGGAAAGAAGGUGCAACUCAUGCCACGCCUCCUGCACCAGGAUGACGCGGUGGCCCCCUUCCCGGACCUGGUGGCGCCGUACAACUCGGUAUCGGACGAGGCGCUCAGCCUGGCCAGAGAGGCCAAGGCGCGGGCCGCAGACCCGGCCUUCCUCGCCAGAGUCGAGCGGGAGGAGGCCGACAUGCCGAACCGCGACGCCGAGAUCGUGUGCCUGGGGACGGGCUCGUCGGUGCCGUCCAAGUACCGCAACGUGUCCGCGACGCUGAUUCGCGUGCCGGGUGUGGGCAACUACCUCCUAGACUGCGGCGAGGGCACGAUGGGCCAGAUCAGGCGGCUGUACGGCGACGAGGGCACGGCCGAAGUACUGCGCAACCUACGGUGCGUGGCCAUCAGCCACCUGCACGCGGACCACCACCUGGGGGCCGUGUCGGUCUUCAGAUCGUGGUACGAGCAGUCGGUGCGCGACGGCGGCGGAAGCGGCGGGGCGUCCCGGCUGGCGGUGGCGUGCAUCCCGCGCUACCGUUCCACGCUGGAGGAGCUCUCACAGGUCGAGGACUUUGGCUUCCACCGCUUGCAUUUCCCGGACUCCGAGCGGCUGCCUGGGUCGUCGGUGGACGAGGCCGUGCUCGGCCCGGCCGACCAGCUGUCCUUUGGCCUGCGCCGAGCGCGCCUCAUCCCCGUCCGCCACUGCGCUCAGUCCAAGGCCGUCGAGCUGGAGCUCGUCUCGGGCCUGCGCAUCGCCUAUUCGGGCGACUGCAGGCCCUCGGCCGACUUCGCCGCCGCCUGCCGCGGUGCCCACCUCCUCGUCCACGAGUGCACCUUUGACGACGACAUGGCCGACCACGCCCGCUUCAAGCAGCACAGCACCAUGUCCGAAGCGCUCGGCGUCGCGAGGGACAUGGGCGCCCGCCGCACCCUGCUCACCCACUUUUCGCAGCGGUACGUCAAGGCAGACUCGCUCAGCAUGGCCAUCGGCGGGGAGAGCGAGGGCUCCGUGCUUCUGGGAUUCGACUACAUGACUGUCAGACUGGGCGAUUUCCAAAAGGCCGCCUGCUAUCUCCCCGCGUUGGAGAAGGUCAUGGAGAAGAUGACGGCUCCAGAAUAG